Messenger RNA from Quercus robur (English oak), 1356 nucleotides. RefSeq names its product OVARIAN TUMOR DOMAIN-containing deubiquitinating enzyme 11. The coding region runs from base 337 to 1017 and encodes 226 amino acids. Lineage: Eukaryota; Viridiplantae; Streptophyta; Magnoliopsida; Fagales; Fagaceae. Gene Ontology annotation, molecular function: cysteine-type deubiquitinase activity. Gene Ontology annotation, biological process: protein deubiquitination. The transcript is spliced from 10 exons. The record is from RefSeq and is a predicted model, not a curated record.
AAGUUCGUUGCCUCUGUUUGCUUGUUCAGAAAACAAAACAAAAUUUAAAAAAGUACUGAAAUCUGGGUUUACUAUUUUUUUGUAUGCUUCUUUUUUGGAAGCACAGAGCUUGACGAAUAUAUUGUUAUUGCUGUUCUUUGAUUGUCUUCCUUCCUAUUUGACUUCUGGGUAUCCGUUAUUUUAGUUAGUUUAUUUUUAUUUAUUUAUUUUGUUUUCUUCUCUGUUGCUUGACGAUAAGACAGUAAUUUGAGCCUCGGUUGAAGAAUCUAAAACAACAACCUAAAACAACAACCCAAUAUAAAGGUUGUAUUAGCCAUCUGUUUCAGUUGAGGUAGUAUGGAUGACAGUCAUAUCAAUGCAAGUGCAAGCUCGAGUUCAAGUUUGAGUAGCAGUUUCCAGGAUACCGAGGAUGACCAAACCAUUGCAAGCAUCUUAGCCGAAGAGGAAAGUUCAAAAUUUGAUCGCAGGCUUGGGAAGAGACUCUCCCAUUUGGAUUCCAUUCCGCAUACUCCCCGGGUUAAUGGGGAAAUUCCUGAUGUAAAUGAUGCAACCUUAGACCAUGAGCGGCUGUCUGAAAGGUUGGUAACAUAUGGAUUAGCUGAACUGCAAAUGGAGGGUGAUGGGAAUUGUCAGUUUCGAGCUGUAGCAGAUCAGUUGUUUCGCAAUCCGGAUUAUCACAAGCAUGUAAGGAAGCAGGUCAUCAAGCAGCUAAAGCAUUUCAGAAAAUUCUAUGAAGGUUAUGUCCCAGAGAAGUACAGAAGCUACAUAAAGAAGAUGAAAAAAUCAGGUGAGUGGGGAGAUCAUAUUACUCUACAGGCAGCUGCAGACCGAUUUGAUGCCAAAAUCUGUUUAGUAACCUCUUUUCGAGACACUUGUUAUAUUGAGAUCCUUCCGAAAGACAAGAAUCCCACCAGAGAGCUCUGGCUGAGCUUUUGGAGUGAAGUGCAUUAUAAUUCGUUAUACGGAAGUGGAGAUGUUCCCACCAGGGCAGCUAGAAAAAAGUAUUGGCUUUUCUAGAUUUUAAAACAUCAUGAGGCCAAUUUGUGCGAUUCGCCAUUGUUUACUCUCCAAUACUGGCCAGCCUUUGUUCUUGCAAUGUAACUUGUCAUUUUUCAUGACUCUAGAAUUUGUGCAAAAGAUAUGAAGAAUAUAUAUAUAUAUAUAGAGAGAGAGAGAGAGAGAAUAUCAGAUCUCAGUCAUUUUUGUAUAUAAAAGUGCAUUAAAAUUUGAUUGUAUCUUUUCAUUUUUAACUGUACAUGGUAAAAAGAAGGGUGAGUCUAGUCUCCUCCGAAACUAGCUCUCAAUCUCCUGAUGCACCGAACAAAAAAUGAAAGAGAAAAUACCAAAUUUUCUUUU